Ilyonectria robusta is the source of this 666-nucleotide messenger RNA. RefSeq lists its product as uncharacterized. NCBI's taxonomy places the organism in Eukaryota, Fungi, Ascomycota, Sordariomycetes, Hypocreales, Nectriaceae. Bases 138 to 602 code for a protein of 154 amino acids. The transcript has 2 exons. The record is from RefSeq and is a predicted model, not a curated record.
UGGCACCAGAUGAAAAGGUCUGAGGUAUAAAAUAGUGGCCCACCCUGCUUGACCAAGUCUAGAUCAACCUUCAAAGAGUAUUCAUCUCAACGUCACAUCUCAAGUCGACCAAUCCUUCAGCCAACUCGAGCGAGAGAAUGGAGUUUUCCUCUGCUGACGGCGUCCCCACAGCUAUGAGAGUACGGCCGAGCGAUGAUGUGCCGGAUGGGGAUACCGGGUCUGGAAAUGAUGAGACCGUGGAUAUUGAUAUGGGCGAAGUCUUGAGGCCAGACCCGGCUGUUGAGGACUGUGUCGAUGAGAUACUGGAGGAUACUGGUGUAGGCUCUUCGGAUGGGUCAAUGGAGAACACGGAUGACCGCUCCAUGGAUAGCACAGAUUCGAGAGAGCGUCCGCAUGAGGAUGUACCAGAUGAGGACGCCGAGUCUGGAAAUGAUGCAGCCGAGGAUAUUGAUAUGGGCGAAGUCUUAAGGCCAGACCAGGCUGUUGACGGCGCUGUCGACGAGAUACCGGAGGAUACUGGUGCUGACUCUUCGGAUGGGGCAAUGGAGAACAAAGAUGACGGCUCUAUGGAUGGCACAGAGGAGUCGUCUACGAGUGCUUAGUGAUCUAAAUCGACCUUCCAGGAGCACCAUCCAACGAAUACCACAGUCUUUUGGUCAAUUACCC